Molecule: messenger RNA, 2295 nt
Organism: Oryza sativa Japonica Group (Japanese rice)
Lineage: Eukaryota; Viridiplantae; Streptophyta; Magnoliopsida; Poales; Poaceae
Source: RefSeq, a predicted model, not a curated record
GAACUGCUCUGCUACUAACCCUGUAUUAUUCUGCAGGAGAGAGGCAGAUUGCCCAAAAAGCCCUCACACUGUCCCACACUCCCACUGCUCGCCAAGUCCAAGAAAGGGAAACAAAAAAAAAAGGGGGGAGGAGAGACGAAGAGAGAGACAAGAACAAGAAAGGGCAAAGGCAGGGGAAGAAAGCAGCGAAAGGAUUCAACGCAGCUCGCGAAGGCCGCGAUCCGCCGCCUCGCCUAUCCUUCUUGACAGCCGACCUUGGGGCGGAUUUACCGUUCAUGGACCUAAUAUAGUUCGAUGGACAAGAUAGGGCACUGAAUUGGGCUUACUGUUAGAGGAGUACUGGUUCUGCUUUUGCUGAAGGAAUUAUCCUUUGUCUGAUGAUGUGAUAUAUAAGCUACUUAACAUAUUUGAUCGUUCUUUGCUGGAGUUUAUCAAUGGCAGCAGGGGUCACUUUUAACUGGAUUAAAACCCCACUUGACAUCCGGAGAUUUCAUGACUUUUCUAGUUUAAGUUUUCGAUGCCGAAAUACUUUUGGAUCAAUCCAACCUUCCUGGCUGACAACAGACCAGGAACCAUCUUUUUCCAAAGUUCGAGUGGCUGCAGAUUACUCAGAUUCUGUUCCAGAUUCAAAGUACACAAGAGAUCGGGGUUACCAUCCUCUUGAAGAAGUUAAAGAACGUCCAAAAAAGAAGGACCUGUCACUGACAGAUGUGGAAACUGCUAGAACUGUAGUAGAGGCCAAUAGCAAGGGAUUACUUGUGUUCCCUGCAAGAGUGCAUAAUGAACCUCAUGGGCAUGUUGCUUGGUCAGACUUUCAGUAUAUUGUAGAUGACUAUGGAGACAUUUUCUUUCAAGUACCCGACAGUGAGAACAUCUUGGAAGAUGAUGCUGCAAACAAUCCUGUGACAGUUUUGAUUGGAAUGGAUGGCCCUAUUAUUGGAGAAACUAGUGUGGUGACUAGUGAUUUUAGCGACUACAUGGAUGUUGAAAAUUUUAUAGACAUGCCUGAUGAGAACGACAGCAAGAUCGAUACAGAAAUAACUGACAUUCUUAUAGAGUGGGGGAUGCCAGCAACAAUGCGUGCAAUACAUCCAAUUUAUUUUGCGAAGUGUUUGACAAAGGCUGUUCAUGAUAAACACAGGGAAAAGAUGGAUAGUCCAUCAAAUGGUGUCUCAAUUGUAGGAUAUUUGAGACCUGCUUUCAUAGAAGAAGAAUCUUAUCUAAGGAGCUUAUUUCAUGGUGAGUGCAAUGGUGAUGGUUAUUCGUCUGAUUGGAGAGAUGAAUGCAAAAGAGAACCUGCACCAGCUUCUGGAACCAAUGGCCUAAUUGAUGAUGAUAAAUCGAGAUUUGAUUUCACGAAUGUGGGAAGUAGCACUGAUUCAACAAUCUACAAACUGGAAAUAAUGACGGUUGAGCUGUUUUCCAUAUAUGGGAAGCAGUUGAUGAUUGAUCCACAAGAUUUUCAAGAUGCAGAACCAGAUAUUCUUGCAAAUUCUGCUUCAGAAAUUAUAAAUCGCAUUAAAGAAAACGAUGAUCAGUGCGCUAUGGCACUCAGGUCCCUCUGUCAUAGGAAAAAAGGCCUCACUGUCGAGGAGGCUAGCUUGAUUAGCAUCGACAGUCUCGGUAUCGAUGUAAGAGCUUUCUCUGGUUUGGAAGCUCGGACAGUUAGAUUUUCGUUUAAUGCGCAGGCACUCUCUGAACGUUCAGCAGAGAAGAAGAUAAGGCGAAUGCUUUUCCCUCGUCGUAAGAACGUGAAACCUUCUACUGAAGAUGAAUGUUAACCUAUCAAAACCUGGUUAGGACACAAGAGAGUAAAGGGAUUCAGCAUAAGAUGUGCAUCCAAUCUGAUGCGAAUUCGUUAGAGAUACUGCAAAUCUGCCGACUAUGAAAAUGACCUCAUUUCCUGAAGAGUUAGAUAACUUUGAUCCAGGUUUUGAUCUGAUUGGUGAAAGAAAAAAGAGAAAAGAAAGAAGGAUCACCCAUGGUUUCUUGCAAGCAAAGUGGUGGUCUUGUAAAGGUGAAAGAAGUGAAGUAAGAUGCUAGCAUCAAUCCGCAACUGACAAAAAGUUUCAUCAGCCACCCAUAAAUUUGUCAUCAAAGAAAAAAAAUAAACUGUAAAACAGGCCAGAUUAAUAAGAUCUCUUUGGCCUGUAAUAAUCUCUCCAUUUCCUAUCAACCUGUAACUAAUUUAACUGCCAUUUUUCCCCCCUCAUGCCUGAAUAAAAUGCAACUCCAAUGUAAAUCCACUGAGAAAUCCUGAUGUUUUCUGACAAGUGACAUUCUCCUUUCUUGACA